Aspergillus saccharolyticus JOP 1030-1 is the source of this 6555-nucleotide messenger RNA. RefSeq lists its product as uncharacterized. The transcript is spliced from 5 exons. The record is from RefSeq and is a predicted model, not a curated record. Lineage: Eukaryota; Fungi; Ascomycota; Eurotiomycetes; Eurotiales; Aspergillaceae. The coding region runs from base 344 to 6382 and encodes 2012 amino acids.
UCAGCGUGACGUUAUUUUCUGCGGUCUUGACUUUUGCAGCGCGUGUGGUGUAGCUGCCAUUGCGUUUGGUUGCUUGCUGAAAAUUCUUUUUAUCUGAGGGGAGGCUUUCUCAUUUCUCUGAGCGCCCUUAUACCUGUUCUUUUGAUUUCGCGCGCACUUCCUUUGACUAAACCGAUAUCUUCUUCCAGAUUUGCUCCGGGAAGAAAGGCUGCAAUUGAUUAUAUUCACAUUUUCGAUACCACAGCUGACGGGAAUCAAUUGCCCCAGCGGGAGGUGGUUUGAAAGAAGAGGAGGCUGGAUCGCCUCGAGACUCAUGCGCUAGCAUCGGUUUGUCUCUGUCAGCAUGGAAGCCGUGCGCAAACUCGAGCAUGGCCUAUUCACCGACUCGAAAGGGGGUGAUUCCCCGUCUCAGAUCGAGGCUUGGCCGGUAUAUCGUCAGAUGAAGAUAGAGAAGCAAGAUACUGCUGCGACGAUUAGCUGCAGCGGUGGAGCUUCAGCCGCGGUUGAAAUCGAGAACCAACCAAAAUCCUCCUGGAAGCACGUCUAUGCAUGGAAUAGCGCAGCGCUUGAAGUUGACCUGCAGGUGCCCGCGUUCGGAGAUUAUGAAGACCCUCCGCCGCCCUACGACGAUGCUAUGACCGAUCUACCUCCGGAAUACACGAGUCUAGCCCCGCUGGCUCAUCGGAAGGAUCUGACAGACGAAUCGGCCCCGGCGCAAAGCCCUUCAAGUCCUAAAGAAAAGGAUAAAGCAUCCUCUCGAACGAUCGAUUACGACGACAUUCGUGGGAUUCGAGAGCACAAGGGAGGAAAGAAGAAGAAAAAGCCUGCGGCACAGCCACAGCGUGAAAAGACACCACCGCCGGAUGAAGGGGGAGACAAACAGGAUGAUGGAGGAGGUGGUGGUGACGACCAGAAUGGCGACAAUUCCGGCAACGACGGCGGUGCUGGAGAUGGAGGCAGUGGAGGGGACGACAGCGGCGGAGGUGGCGGUGACGGCGGCGGCGGCGGCGGCGGCGGCGACGGAGAUGGCGGAGAUGGCGAGAACAACGAGGACGAUGAAUGGGACACGUGGGCGGCCCCCACCUCGAAAAAGGCCAAGAAAAAGAAGAAGCAGGAGGAAGAAGAGCGACUUCGGAGAGAAGAGGAGGAGAAAGCCGCCAAGGAAGAAGAGGAACGAUUGGCGAAAGAAGAAGAGGAGAAGAAGGCCGCAGAAGAAGCCGCAGCCGCAGCAGCCGACAACAACCUCAGCUGGGCGGACGAUGCUGAUGGGGCGAAUGAUGAUGACUGGGUUGGUUUCACCACUGCUGCAAAGAAGAAAAAGAAAGGCAAGGGCGCUGAGGCGGCUGCCGAGCUGGUACCUCCGCCUCCUCCAACGAAUGGCUUUCAGGAGGUAAACCUGGGCGACAACGUGCCGCAGCUCGAUCUCGGUCUGCCUCCCCCAACCGGAGAUGUCGGAUUCAGCUUCGGUGGCUGGGACAAAGGUUGGGGUACAAGUACCGGCAACAAAUGGGGCCUUGACACUCUGAACGGCGCGAAGCCUGACAAGGGGAAGGAAGACAACAACCCUUGGUCAUUUGCUGCGAAAAAUGUCAAUGUUGGAUUCGGCUUUGGAGGUAUGGACGAACCUGUCAGCACUGACAAGACCAAGGCAGGCGAAGAAGAGACCAAGGCUGAGGACAACAUCUGGGGUGGCUUUAGCAGUAAGGACAAGAAGAAAAAGAACAAAGAUGCCGAAGAUAAUCAAGAGCAAGAAGCAGAACCACAGCCACAGCCACAGCCGGAGAAAGAAAAGCUUCCUGAGAUAGCCGACGACGACGACUGGGGCUGGGGAGCACAGCUCUCUAAAAAAGACAAGAAGAAGAAGAAAAAAGAAGCGCUGCUUGAAGAAACAGCUCCUGCAGAGCCUCCUGCACCUGAGGCCCCGGCAACAACUGAGACUGCUGCUCCAGAGGACGACUGGGGUGCGUGGGGUACCGCCGGUAAGAAGAAGGACAAGAAAGCCAAGAAGAAUGCCUUCUCUCUCGAUGAGCCCGUUGUAGAGAAGCCUGUGGUCGAAGAGCCAGCCCCGGAGCCACCGGCUGAGCCCGAACCGACGCCUGUUGAGGGUAAAAAAGAUGAUGACGAUGAUGACGAUUGGGGCGUCUGGGGCGGGUCAAGGAAGGACAAGAAAAAGAAGAAGGGCAAGGCAGCCGAACCUGAACCUGAGCCUGAGCCCGUGGUCAAGCCUGAGCCUGAACCAGAACCAGAACCAGAACCAGAACCAGAACCAGAACCUGUGGUCGAGCCCGAGCCAGAACCCGAGCCUGCGCCUUCAGCUGUACCUGAUAAUCCUCUUUACGACAACUGGGAAAACUUGAACUCCAAGGAACGGAAGAAGAGAGAAAAACAGCUGGUCAAGAAAGGGCUUCCUAUUCCUGGAAAAGACUUCGACUGGCCACCUCCUCAGCCAGCCGAGCCCGAAACGGAGCCAGUACCAGAGCCCGAACCGGAGCCAGUACCAGAGCCCGAACCAGUGCAAGAACCAGAGCCAGAGCCAGUACCAGAGCCCGUCGAGCCAGAUCCUGAACCCGUGGUCGAGCUUGAGCCCGAGCCCAUACCAGAACCAGAACCAGAGCCAGAACCGGAGCCUCCAGCUGUUCCGGACAAUCCUUUGUACGACAACUGGGAGAACUUGAACUCCAAAGAACGGAAGAAAAGAGAGAAGCAGUUGGUCAAGAAAGGACUUCCAAUUCCUGGCAAAGAUUUUGAAUGGCCACCACCUCCAGCUGCUAAGCCUGAGGAGCCCGCCCCGGAGCCAGAAACGGUUCCUGAGCCCGCCCCAGAAACCGUCCAAGAACCCGAGCCGGAACCUUUACCCGAACCAGAGCCUGUUGUGGAACCCGAACCCGAGCCGGUACCUAAGCCGGUUCCUGAGACCAUUGUUGAGCCAACUCCUGCCCCCAUUCAAGCCGAGCAGGUCUACGAGGAAGAAAGCUGGGGUAUCUUGACUACUGGGAAGGACAAGAAAAAAAAGAAGGCGAGCAAGAUUGCACUGGAUCCACCUCCACCCGCUCCGACCCCGCCUUCUCUAGGGUUCACACACGAGCCAGAAGGAUAUGUGCCUACAGAGCAGGUGCCAGAGGAGCCCCUCUGGGACGAGUAUGAUGCCAAACCUCCAAAAAGCACCAGCAAGGGGUUCGGGGUAGAGGAAACUCCAAAGGCUUCAAUGGGAUUCUGGGCUACCCUUGGAGCAGCAACGAUGGGUAAACCUAAGGCUACGAAGAAGAAGUCUGCAGAGAAAGCCAAACCCAUCGAGCCUGAGCCUGAGCCCGAGGCGCUGAGGCCAGUUGACGAUGACUUACUAAUCGAUGUUGAUGAUGCACCCCAGAUGCCAGAAGCGCCAGAAGCGCCAGAAGCGCCAAUGCCUCCAGUUGUCGAGGAACCAGCCGCCCCGCCAACAAAGACUCCUGUUGUCACCUCCAAGACCAAGUCAUCAGCCAAGCUGUCCUUAUCUGAGCGCAUCAAGGUUCUUGAGCAGGCGAAGAGGGAUAAAUUAAAGGACCAAGCAGGCAAGCUCAAGGCGAAGGAAGUCGUCCUUCCUCCCGCGGAGGACAUUGUGGAGAUCUCUCAGGAAGAGCCUUCUGUCGAGAUUGAGUCUGAGCCGUAUCGACCUAGGAAAUCUUCACGUGAUUUGGUCCCUGGAAGUUUCCCGGACGCGUAUGACGACGAGUACGACGAUAUUCCCCCACCCCCUGUUCCGGAACCCCCUACUCAGGAGCCCGAGCCCGAGCCCAGUCCUGAGCCUGUUUCUGAGCCUGUGCAGCCGGAGCCGGAACCACUGCCGGAACCAGUGACAUUAUCAAAGAAGGCUAAAAAGAAGGAAAAGAAGAAGGCAAAGGUGAUAGAGCUCGAGCCAGAGCCUGUGCCCGUGCCUGAUCCCAUUCCGGAGCCAGUGGCGGAACCCGAACCAGAACCUGAACCCGCCCCAGCCCCGUCUCCCGAGCCGGAUCCUGUGAAAGAGCCUGAACCCGAACCGGAGCCUAUCCCGGUGUCCGUUCCCAAGACUGAUAAGAAGAAAAAGAAGAAGAAGGCCGUCGAGCCCGAGCCGGAACCUAUUCUUCCCCCCGUGGUUGAAGACGUCUCUGCCCCUGCUCCUGAGCCCAUACUAGAGACAGAGAUCCAACAGGAACCCGAGCUGCAGCCGGAGCUUGAUGAGGUGCCAGUUCAAGAAGUAGAGAAACCAAAGAAGAGCAAGAAACGAUCCAGUCCAGAACAGGCUCCACUUCCCGUCGAUCCUCUGCCCGCUGAUGUAGGUAACGGUGGCCCUCCGACGCCUCCUCCCGAGCCUACCGAAUCUCAGCCUGAGAGAAUGGCCAGGAAAGAGCGCGCCCGUGUGGAGCGCACUCCAGGUGUUGCAUCCUGGGGAUUCUGGGCCGCCACGCCGACCAAAAGACCGUCACAGAAGGAAUCCUCCAAACAUCGGGGAGAGCCGUCACCACCACUGAUGGUGCGGUCGAGGUCGACCAGACACCACAAGUCAAGGGAACCCGAGAACGAGGUCGAAAAGUCGUCUACUUCCGACAGAGAUCGACGCAGAGAAGCUCGACAUAGCCGAGGUAUGACAUUGUCCCACUUUAUCCUGGGGGUGCCCCCGCCGAGCCGGAAGAAGUCUACGAAGAAGUCUGGAGCUCAAGCUCCAAGGCCAAUCUCAAGGCGCCCGUCAGUAGAAGUAAACGAUGAUGUGCACGAUACUAAACUCCCCACGCCACCACCAGACAACCACCGAGACAUACCAGAUAAGGCUGCCAGGAUGAUGGAGACCAACGGCUCCUCGAGAAGAGAGAGACCCCAUGCAUCUCGCAGAAGAUCGACAAUACCUGAUCCGUACGCUAUCGACGAGGAUGACAUCGUCAUGGUGGAUCGAGAUGACCUCGAUGCCUCUGCAACCAGGGAGGGUGGCUCCAGAGGAUCGCGGCAUUCCGACAGACGGUCUCGACACAAGUCGAGAUCUCGACAUGACGAAUUCGAUGACGGUGCCAUGGUCGACGAGCAGCAUCAACCGAGUCCAGAGAUACUCUCUGGACCUGACGAUAUCGCUUUUGUGGACGCUCCGCGGGAAAGACGCCUCAGACGAUCAAACACGGCUCCGAGAAAGCCAGAGCCCGGCUCCGGCGGCCUCAAAGGAUUCAUAGGAUCUCUGCGGAGGGCCAACCGUCCCGAGAUGCCUGAACGUCACAGAUCUCGCUCUUACCGUGAUGAUGAUGAUGAUGCUAGGUAUAUGACCGAGCCUGAGCGUGGUGAAGCUCGUCGCCUGCGCCACGAAAGUAGGAGACGGCGACAUGAAAUGCCGGAUAUGGUUGGAGAGGGUUUUCUGACCGAUGCUCCACCGGCAGAGGCCUUCCCCGAGACGGACGCAGAAGAGGCGGAAGCCAAGCGGGCCGCGCGCCGGGCUCGACGAGCCGCUCGUCAAGCUGCGUCUGAUCAGGUCCGCGAGAGUGAAUGGCGAGAGGCUGAAGAGCGGCGCGCUCGGCGCCGAGAGAGAGAUAUGGCGCGUGAGCGCGAGAUGCAGGAGAGACAGCAGCGAGAGGAGGAAGAAAGGGAGUUCGAGCGGCGACGUGAAGAACGACGAGCUCGUCGGGCCGCCCGUGAGGAGCGAGAACGGCGCGCGCGAGAGGAGGAGGAGGCUCGCGAGGCGGCUGAAGCUAGGGCUGCGCAGCGGCGAGAGCGGCGCCGGCAGCGGGAGGCGGAAAUGCAUGACCCCACCCAUGAGUCCGGCAGGUCCAAGCGCCGGAGCAUGCACGUCGAUGACCGAGCUGCCCGCGACUUCUAUUUCGGCGGCCUGAUGGACAAUGGCGACGACAGAGCCCCCGCACCUCCACCGCCUCCUCCUCAUCAUCAUCAUCACUUUCACCCGGAGCGCUCAGCCGACGGCGAACGGUCGAGACGUCGGAAGUCCAGGGCGCCGCCUAUGGACGCGGAGAGGUUCCGGCCGAUAAUGUCCGGCGGCCGCAAGGAUAAGACCUCGUCCUGGAUCGAUUCGCAGGCGGACGACCCGCCCGAACCCCCACCGGUCAUGGCCACAGUGCUGGACAUGCCCGCUGGUCCGGGAGACGCCGCGAACGGAGGCUCGAUCUCGUCGGACGAAGACGCUCGCCGUGAACUGCGCCGGCGGGCUCGCCGUCGAGCCAGAUACCCCGGGCUGACGGAUCAGGAGAUUGAUGAGUUGCGUGCCAGGAAACGUGAGGUUCGACGCUCCGAGCGGAGUUCCGGAAGUGGUGACUACGAACGUGGCCGUGGGACGAGGUCGCCGUAUGAAAGCCGUUAUGAUGAUCGGUAUGCACCGGCUCCAAUUAGCAAUGGAAGGAUGCCCAAUUGGUUCCGCAAGUUGACCAAUCUGGGCUAAUGAGACAAGAUGGUUAUGAAAUUUCAAGACGUUGCCCUGAUGCAGGGCUUUUUAUGAAUGCAAUGACGAAACGAUAGUCCCAUGAGGUUGGACCCGGAAGAUAUCCCGAUUUUUGAUGAGUGCUUAUGUGCUGGAUGUGGCUUGUAACCAAGCUGGAAGACCGUUAGAUGAUG